This is a messenger RNA of Suillus clintonianus, 2025 nucleotides long. RefSeq lists its product as uncharacterized. Bases 1 to 2025 code for a protein of 674 amino acids. The transcript is spliced from 13 exons. Lineage: Eukaryota; Fungi; Basidiomycota; Agaricomycetes; Boletales; Suillaceae. The record is from RefSeq and is a predicted model, not a curated record.
AUGUCAUUUUUAACCGCAUCUGACGAUACAAUGACAUUUGACUUAUGGCCUGAGCCGAUGAAGAAAGAAGUUCGGAGAAUGCAAGGCAACGACCAAUUCGAUUCAUGGGAGCUGUUCCCCUAUUCGUUACAGACUCUAGCAAAAUGGGCUGACGUAUAUCAGGAUCGCGCGCGACCAGAUAAAUCGAGAGACCGCAUUCUCAUCUACAAAAACUUAUUGGACGCCAAACCAGGGGAAGUGUAUCCUGUGGCUAUUCAUCUACAAGGUCUUUUACGACAAUUUCAUAUUGAUAGAUUCGGAAAUUGGUCCGGUCAUGAAUCCGAGGUCACGCGUGCAGUGCAAUAUGUCAACAUUUCGUCAGGAGGACACUCAGAUGCCUGGCAGGCGACAAUCCGCGCACUUAAUCUCGCUUGUGAUUAUGUCAGCCGAAGGUUACAUUUAACAAUGCAAGAGAUACCUAAUUACAAAAGUGCGCAUUUACUAAAGAAACGUGAAUUGACAAUGCGAGAACAGCGCGAUAAACCACAAAAAUGCAAAGAAGCUGUGCUCACAGAAGCGCAGGAUCCGGAAGGAAAAUAUAAACAUGUUCAAGACCUUUGGAACGUGGCGUGUCCGUUGAUGACUGCCAACUUGACAGGAUCGGGAAAAAUACUUCCAAUGGAUUCUGUUCUCUUAUCAGAAGGAGAUUUCGUAGAUGUUGGGGCAGAACUGGACUUCGUCAUCAUGACGAAAACGAAAAACGAUUCGCCGCCUGACCACGACAACAAUGUCGACACGCGACCGCACAAAAGGACAAGGCUAUCAAACGCAGGGGAUGUCGAAAACGACGUUGCCACUUCGAAGGAUGUCGCUACCAAUCAGAAUACCGAUAAAACAAACGAAGCGGACGUUACAUCAAUUGUCCGCGAGACUGGUACAGCUGAGAGUUCAACUACAACCACCAAGCGAGGAACAGGGACUAGUCAACCUACUCAAACCGUGCGCUCGGUGCUUCCAAACCCCACAAAGUGUUUGAUGGAAGAUACCGAAGUAUCAGAGUACGAUGACGCAUUGAUUGACCGGCUACGCAAACUGUCGGAAUACACCAAUUCGACUGCUAACGUAUAUGUGUUAGGCAAAUUACUGCCAACAGCCACAUGGGGACAAUACAAACCGGUAAAUGAUCGCAGUAAAAUCUUAUGCAAUCCUGCGAACGGAGAACCGUUAACUAUCUGGGUUGUCGGAAAGAUCUCCAAGAUGUGGUUUACGAAAUUUGGUAAUCCAGAGAGACAGGCUUCGAUAACGAUUAUGCCGCUCUCUAAAACAUUGGCGCAGCAAAGCGCAUUGUUGGUAGCCAAGAUGUCGAGCCCUGCAUUGAGCGUUAAUCAACAGGCAACACAAGUCAUUCGAGCAAUCAAGUGGCAAUAUGCCAAGAAUAGCGAUGCCGGUUCAGAAGCUAUGCUAUUCGAUUCGGUCUACGAUGCCAGAGCUGAAGGUUCUUUAAAGACGUACAGUGAACGGCUUUUGUGGAAUCUCGCAGAUCUCAAACCUGGAGAUUUAAUACUCCUGGAGAUGAAGAUGACGAAGUAUUCUAAGAAGCAAGAAGAUAAAUGGCACUCACGUGCACAGUAUGAGAUGAUUGCUAUCUCGCUCUUGGAUGUCGGAGAAAUGCCUGAGGAAGACACUCAAGUAACUCAGGAUGAUCAUGGGAUCCCCACGUUCCAUGUCGACACCGCGGCAGAUCUCUUGACGGGAAUGGCAUCGGCACCACAAAUUCCAGAAACAUGUACGGUUUCUUGCUUAUCCGCAGACUUGAUCAACAGACCAAUCGAACUCGAAAACACGAUCGAAAGUGUUGCCAACGACAUCACGGUCUACGCCACGUUUUGCGAGUCCGUGAAAGUCAUUAGUACGAUUGUUUUGCACGUUCUGAUUGGAUUACUCAAAACAAACAUCCAGCAAACGUACGUCCUGGUUGUCAUGAAAGACCCAUAUCGUGAAGAAUAUGGUCCCUUCCAAGGCUCCCAAAAAGCGCAUAUGAAAUGA